CUCGGUACUGAAUGGGCUGGUGGCGCCCGGCUCCGUCCCGCCCGCCGCCGGCCCCCGCGCCCGAUCCCGCCCCGCCCGGGCCUCGGCCGGCCGCCGCCAGCCCCCGCACGGGCUGUGAAUGAAAGGCAGGCGCCACCAGGGGCUGGCUGCAAGCGACGCGGCGACGCCGGCCUCCGGGGAGGCGCGCGCCCCGCGGAGAUGUACGGUGUGUGCGGCUGCUGUGGCGCCCUUCGCCCCAGGUAUAAAAGGCUGGUUGACAACAUCUUCCCUGAGGAUCCCGAGGAUGGCCUGGUGAAGACCAACAUGGAGAAGCUGACCUUCUAUGCCCUCUCGGCUCCAGAAAAGCUAGAUCGGAUCGGUGCCUACCUCUCCGAGAGGCUCAUCCGUGAUGUGGGUCGUCAUCGAUACGGGUACGUGUGCAUCGCCAUGGAGGCGCUGGACCAGCUGCUCAUGGCCUGCCACUGCCAGAGCAUCAACCUCUUCGUGGAGAGUUUCCUCAAGAUGGUGGCCAAGCUGCUGGAGUCAGAGAAGCCCAAUCUGCAGAUCCUCGGCACCAACUCGUUUGUGAAGUUUGCCAACAUCGAGGAGGACACCCCAUCCUACCACCGGAGUUACGACUUCUUUGUGUCCCGAUUCAGUGAAAUGUGCCACUCCAGCCACGAUGACUUGGAAAUCAAGACCAAAAUCCGGAUGUCAGGCAUCAAAGGUCUGCAAGGGGUGGUGAGGAAGACAGUGAAUGAUGAAUUGCAGGCCAAUAUCUGGGACCCGCAGCACAUGGACAAGAUUGUCCCGUCACUGCUUUUCAAUCUGCAGCAUGUGGAGGAGGCAGAGAGCCGGUCUCCCUCUCCCCUCCAAGCACCAGAGAAGGAAAAGGAGAACCCAGCAGAACUGGCUGAGCGGUGCCUGCGGGAGCUGCUGGGCCGGGCUGCCUUUGGCAAUAUCAAAAAUGCCAUCAAGCCUGUUCUCAUCCAUCUGGAUAACCAUUCUCUUUGGGAACCCAAGGUGUUCGCCAUCCGUUGCUUUAAAAUCAUCAUGUACUCAAUUCAGCCGCAGCACUCGCACCUGGUUAUCCAGCAGCUCCUGAGCCACCUGGACGCCAACAGCCGCAGCGCGGCGACCGUGCGCGCGGGCAUCGUGGAGGUCCUGUCGGAAGCUGCGGUUAUCGCAGCCACCGGCUCAGUCGGGCCCACGGUGCUGGAGAUGUUCAACACUCUGCUGCGGCAGCUGCGGCUCAGCAUCGACUACGCGCUGACCGGGAGCUACGACGGGGCCCUGAGCCUGGGCACCAAGAUCAUCAAGGAACACGAGGAGCGCAUGUUCCAGGAAGCGGUUAUUAAGACCAUCGGCUCCUUUGCCAGCACAUUGCCCACUUACCAGCGCUCCGAGGUGAUCCUCUUCAUCAUGAGCAAGGUCCCUCUGCCUUCCCUGCAUCAUGCCAUAGAGACAGGGAGGACCGGGGAGAACAGGAAUCGGCUGACCCAGAUUAUGCUGCUGAAGUCCCUCCUGCAGGUAUCCACAGGUUUCCAGUGCAACAACAUGAUGUCAGCUCUGCCCAGCAACUUCCUCGACCGCCUUCUCUCCACCGCCCUCAUGGAGGAUGCAGAAAUUCGUCUCUUCGUUCUAGAGAUUCUCAUCAGUUUCAUUGAUCGUCAUGGCAAUCGCCACAAGUUCUCUACCAUCAGUACCCUCAGUGACAUCUCAGUCCUGAAGCUGAAAGUGGACAAAUGCUCCCGACAGGACACUGUCUUCAUGAAGAAGCAUUCCCAGCAGCUCUAUAGGCACAUCUACCUGAGCUGUAAGGAGGAGACGAACAUCCAGAAGCACUACGAGGCCCUCUAUGGCCUGCUGGCGCUCAUCAGCAUCGAGCUGGCCAACGAGGAAGUGGUGGUGGACCUCAUCCGCUUGGUGCUGGCUGUUCAGGAUGUGGCCCAGGUCAAUGAAGAGAACUUGCCUGUGUACAACCGCUGUGCGCUCUACGCUCUGGGGGCAGCCUACCUGAACCUCAUCAGCCAGCUGACAACGGUACCUGCCUUCUGCCAGCACAUCCACGAGGUGAUAGAGACUAGGAAGAAGGAAGCUCCAUACAUGCUCCCUGAGGAUGUGUUUGUGGAGAGGCCCAGGCUGUCUCAAAAUCUUGAUGGCGUGGUCAUCGAGUUCCUCUUCCGCCAGAGCAAGAUCAGUGAAGUCCUGGGGGGCAGUGGCUAUAAUUCAGACAGGCUUUGCCUACCCUACAUCCCUCAGCUAACAGAUGAAGAUCGCUUAUCCAAGAGAAAGAGCAUUGGAGAGACCAUUUCCCUGCAGGUGGAAGUAGAAUCAAGGAACAGUCCAGAGAAGGAGGAGCGAGUGCCUGCCGAGGAGAUCACCUAUGAGACGCUGAAGAAGGCCAUUGUGGACAGUGUAGCGGUGGAGGAACAGGAGCGUGAGCGGCGGCGACAGGUGGUGGAGAAAUUCCAGAAGGCACCCUUCGAGGAGAUUGCAGCCCACUGCGGGGCCCGGGCAUCGCUGCUGCAGAGCAAGCUCAACCAGAUCUUUGAAAUCACCAUUCGGCCCCCUCCGAGCCCAUCAGGAACCAUCACCGCAGCCUACGGCCAGCCACAAAACCAUUCCAUCCCCGUCUAUGAGAUGAAGUUCCCCGAUCUGUGCGUAUACUGAAUUCCAAGACAUGGAGCCCCUCCGAGGAACAGGGCCUGAGGGAGGGGCUCACCUUCAUACCCACCCCUACCUUGUGGAAAUGUAGCUGGGAUCUCUGAAAAACAGUCACCUUGGAUGGCGACCAGCUAAGCAAAGGUGGCGCCUCUGGGCCUUCCCUGCCCUUCAUGGCCCUCCUGCCUCUGCCUUGUCUUCCCUGAGGGAGAUCCAGCCACCUGCCCCUCUGGGGCCAAUAAGCAUUUCACCUGCACCUUUUGUCUUCUCUUUUGUGUUGGCCAGGGACAGAGAAUCAUGGGGGCAUCUGCAGAGAGAAGCUGAGAGGUCUGGGAAGGUCCCGCUUGGUGUGUGGGGUGAAGGGC
Molecule: messenger RNA, 3008 nt
Organism: Marmota flaviventris (yellow-bellied marmot)
Lineage: Eukaryota; Metazoa; Chordata; Mammalia; Rodentia; Sciuridae
Gene: Efr3b
Product: EFR3 homolog B
Biological process (GO): protein localization to plasma membrane
Cellular component (GO): plasma membrane
Source: RefSeq, a predicted model, not a curated record